Messenger RNA from Papilio xuthus (Asian swallowtail), 1306 nucleotides. RefSeq names its product regulator of G protein signaling double hit (gene Dhit). The coding region runs from base 72 to 821 and encodes 249 amino acids. Lineage: Eukaryota; Metazoa; Arthropoda; Insecta; Lepidoptera; Papilionidae. The record is from RefSeq and is a predicted model, not a curated record. The transcript is spliced from 7 exons.
GCCGCCGCCCCGCCGCGCCCGCGCGCCCGCUCCGCUCCUGUGACUUUGUCCCCGUUCGACAUGUAGGAGACAUGUUAAAAGUGGCAAGCGUCCUGUUUAUGGAAGAGAUGUGCAGCCUGGGUGCGCUGGCGCGAGGCUGCCGGCCGCCUGGCGCGCGCUGCUGCCUCUGCUGGUGUUGCUGCUGCUCCUGCUCCUGGUCCAAGUGCGCGGCGGAGCGCGCCGGGGAGCGCAGCGCGGGUGGUAAAGCGCGCCGCCCCGGCCCGCACGAGCCGCUGCUGGUCGACGGAGAUGCGCCGCCUACGUUGGAGGAGAUUCAGAGCUGGGGCCAGUCGUUCGACCGCCUCAUGCGAAGCGCAGCGGGGCGCCGGGUGUUCCGCGACUUCCUGCGCGGCGAGUAUUCCGAGGAGAACAUAAUGUUCUGGCUGGCGUGCGAGGAGCUGAAGCGCGAGACCGACCCCGACGCUGUUGAGGAGAAGGCGCGCUUCAUCUACGAGGAUUACAUCUCCAUUCUGUCCCCGAAGGAGGUGUCGCUGGACUCGCGAGUGCGGGAGACGGUCAACCGCAACAUGGUGGAGCCGACGCCGCACACCUUUGACGAGGCGCAGCUGCAGAUCUACACCCUCAUGCAUCGCGACUCCUACCCGCGCUUCGUCAACUCUCCACUCUACAAGACGUUGGCGCGACUGUCGGCCGGAUCCCCACCGCCGGCGCCGGCGCCCUCCGCGCCCACCGCGCCCACCGCGCCCACAGCCCUCACAGCGCCUACAGCGCCAACUGCACCCGCCGCCCACCCUGCGCCCGGGGAACCCGCCGCGCGUUGACCGGGGACCGCCUCGUGCAAUAUACGCGAACAUUGUGUCAUUUUUCCUGUACAUAGUUUCGCUACAUAUUGAUUAAUUAUUUAACGGUUACUAAUGUAAAUAGACAUUAUUUGUAAGAAAAUUUAGAGAGAAGUCCGCGGCCGUCGAGGCAAUAUCGCUGGUCCACCGCCGCUGGCGCCUUUACCCUGCCUGUCCCGUUCCGUGGCCCCGAGCGCCCGAGCCGGCUCCCUCUUCCCUUCUUGCCUUUUGUCCUUCCUUCUCGUGUACGCGAGGCGGGCAUUGCCAUUGCGGCGUCUAGUUAGAAGCAAUAAUAGGUGGACCAAUCGAGUUUGCCGGAAAUUCAACGAAACGAUACAUUGUAUUAUUACAUCUAUCAUUUUUUUACUUCUGUAAAAUCUUAGAAUAACUUUUAGUGAGAUCAUUGAUCCUCAUCUUCGGUCUACGUAUAUGUUGAACUAAAUACAUUUUAUAUCAAUACUCGUAAA